AUGUAUGAGCCACUUUACUACGCCUUUGACGCUUACCCGACUAUCAUUCCCCGAGUCAGGGUGCGAGGCGUGAUGGCUCUCUUCCUGGCCGUCUCUAUUCUAUGGGCCCUGAUCUGGCUUCUAUAUCGUGCCUGGCAAGUAUGCCAGACCCCCAAUGAGCUUCUCGUUGAGAAGUUGGGUCUAGAUAUCCCACCGCCGCCAGAAGUCACCCUGGAAGAGAUCACGGCCCGUGAGAUUCGCCUAGCCUGGAAGCAACCCGAUUUUCAUAAUUCCAUACAUAAGCACAUCAUUCAAGUCAACAAUGUCAAAGUGGGCGAGUCGAAACGCGCGGAGACUGCAGUGGAAAUAUUAAAUCUUAUACCGGGUAGCAUCUAUCACAUUUGUGUCUUAUCAGUCAGCGCAGCAAAUUUUCAGACCCCAAGUGCAAUCCUCCAUGUCCGAACGAAAUCUCUUCCUUUGUCCCGAUCCCAGCAGGAUGCCCCCACCGGUGGUCCGACAAUCCGAGCAUCGAUUCCACGGUCAACGGCCGGCUUACCGACUCCCUCCGCACCGGUAAUGGCCCGCGAACAUAGCGCUGGACAACUGUCCGGGAAGCGACCAUCUGCUGGCCGCAAAUUGUCCCCCGCGACAGGAACAGCAGAUUUUGCACAUGGACACGAUGAGUUACAUAAGGGCGUCCUCAAGAGCGAUCGCGACGGAAGUCUGGAACAACUCGCCGAUCGAUUGAAAGCGUUACAACAAGAGAAUGAAAACAUGGAAAAACAAGUGGCCGAGGAGGAAGACGAGCAUAUUGUAAUGCUAAAAGAACUGGAGAAGCAUCGCGACGAGCUGAAAAAGCGGGUGAAGGAGAAGGAUGAAGUCAGUGGAGAUCUUAAGAAGCACGUCUCGAAAUUGGAGAGCAUCAAUCGCUCCGUCCAGGGCGAAAAAUCCAAACGAAUGAGGCUCCUUCAGCAGAAGGAAGCAGAGCGCAAGAAACGGAAGAACGAUAUCGUCCGAUGGCAAGAACGAAUUGCACGUAUGGUUGCCGAUGCUGCGCAGGCUAAGGAGGACAAGACCCGGUUAGAGGAAGAUGACAAAGGAGGCCGAAUCAAGAAGCUUGAAGAUGAACGACAAGGUCUCCAAGGUGGUGAUAAUGAAGAUGGGAAGGAACUUGACCGAAUUGAUAAUGAGCGGGCUCGUCAGUGGGAGCUAAAGCUGGGUGAGCUUCACGCUCGAUAUGCUACCCUCGUCAAUCUUCAUGCGCAGGCUCAGCAGCAGUAUCAAGAAGCCCAAGAGCGGUUGAAGUGGCUUACCACGCAACGUCCUAGCAGCUCAGGACCAUUUUCCCUGCCAGCUUUGGAACUAGACAUGUCGAAUUCAGCGACUAUUCGACCCCGCCGCCACCGCAGCUCUUUGGUUAGCAAUUUUUCCUCGUCUAUGAAUUACCCGGGUAUCGAAUCGACGUUCCCCGGAAUCAACUGCAACCCGCCCUCGUCCAACUCGCCCACGUUCGCUCCGACCUCUACAUUCUUCAAUAUUAAUAACGGUAUGACUCUCCCGGGUCUCUCUGAUCCACCAGAGGUUAUGCGCUCUGACGCCGAGGCUGCCUUCAACAAUCCACAAAUGAGUCCCCGCGCCGAUGCUUUGCUGCCAUCAGACCUGCUUGGAGAUGAGGAAUCGCCCGAGUUUCCCCGGUCUGUUGGCCGCGCUCGAUUCUCUACGAUGGAUUCAUCAAACAUGCCGUUGGAUGGAUUUAGUCAUGGCCCUGUCUCGCCUGUGUCUUCUGGGAGUAGGCCCGGCAGCAUCUUUGCUAGCCCGUUGGAGACCCGUAAUCGGCAGGACUCUGGUUCCCAGCCGGGACAGUUGUCCGCUGCCGAGGAAGCACCGAAGAGCGCUUCUCGACGACUGUCUGGGAUCUUUGGGUUCCACCGACCUCGGGGAAAGACCCUGGCUGAUGGACCUCCUAUGUUGGGUACUUUGAAACCUGGACAAAGUCAAUCUUUCCCACGGAAUGUUGAUGAGCUAGACCCAAUCGGAUCGCGACGUCGGAGACUGAGCUAUACGGGCAACUGGGCAAACGCAAUGUCCUUGUUCCCUCGAAGUAACACCACUGGUGUCACUACAGAUAGUUCUUCCGAUCAUGCGCCUUCCAGGAGGGCUGCCUUCUCGAACAUUUUCUCGUCAAGCAAAUUCGGGUUUGGCGGUGCUGGUAGCCGUGGAAACUCCGAUCUGAGUACCGGAUACAACCAAUUCAGUCCACGCCAUGACCCCAUUGAUCCCUCAUCUCUUCUUGGUGGCGUUCGACGAGGUUCCCUAUCUCCGAGGCCGUCAUCCACGUUUUCGUUUGAGAACCAGAACCAGCUUCCCCAUCCUUCUACGGACAAUCGCCAUUUUGGGUGGCCGUCAACAGAUCAAAUGGGGCAUCGCAAUAGUCCACUAGGAUUAGAUUGGACGUCUCCAUCAACCUGGUCCCGAGCGCCUUCACGCCGUCCCUCUAUUCAAUAUGGGUCGUCUGGCCAUCUUCCCCUAGGAUUGACUGGUGAGCCGGAUUUCGUCGAGGACACAUACGAUCGCCAUCAUCGGCCGCUGCAAGCGCCGAUUGGUACCCGUCCAUCGUCCUCCCAUCGACCUAUCACACCAAAACUAAACCCGGCUGCGCCCUCUUUCAGGGGAAUGUUUUCGAGCAGGAGGUCUGACAAGGAAAAAGAGAAGGAUCGAGAAGAGUCCGACGUUCCCUUUGACCUUCAUGUCGACGAUAGGUCCCCUUCUGAGCCUCGUACCUCUCGCUCCUUUUCUCAUUUCACGGGUGAGUCCUACGAAUCUUUGGAACGCAUGCCGUCCGGUACCUCGGUAGACAAUGCAUCCAAGGAAUCAUUUAUUCGCAAGAUCACCCGCAAAGGCAGCUCGAGCAAAUUCAGCUCCUGGAAAGACCGCUCUGGACUAUUUUCAAAAAAAGGCGAGUCUUCACAGACAGACAUCGAUGAAGAUGCAGCCAGUGAGGCUCAGCUAGCGAAGAGCAUCGAUAGCACUAUCUCUAGCGUGCCAUCAGCUGACCGAUCUACUCGCAGCAGUCUUGGUUUCUUCUCUCGCAAAUCGCGGAGAUCGGACAAGGCGAGCGAGACGAGCGAGCGAGCCAGUGAGACUGGCGAUGAGGAAAUUCCCGAAAUCCCGGAGAUUAUUUCAUGA
Penicillium longicatenatum is the source of this 3165-nucleotide messenger RNA. Its product is annotated as Fibronectin type III domain protein. The transcript is spliced from 4 exons. The record is from RefSeq and is a predicted model, not a curated record. Lineage: Eukaryota; Fungi; Ascomycota; Eurotiomycetes; Eurotiales; Aspergillaceae. Gene Ontology annotation, molecular function: protein binding. Bases 1 to 3165 code for a protein of 1054 amino acids.